Messenger RNA from Cuscuta campestris, 1963 nucleotides. NCBI's taxonomy places the organism in Eukaryota, Viridiplantae, Streptophyta, Magnoliopsida, Solanales, Convolvulaceae. The record is from the annotation of a GenBank genome assembly.
GUGGACUUUCUUCUUUUCGUCAAAGUAGAAGAAAUAAUACGGUUUCUUUUGUGCACUAUCCUGUGGAGAUUGUUUAUGAUUCGAAUAUCCUUUUCCAAAGGAUUUCUUUUCGUCAGCACUAAAUAUGGUGUGUGUUUCAUUAAAGGUCAAGUGCCUAUGUCUAGUGAAACACACGGGAGCUAUAUGUCCUACCCUAUUGCAAUAAUGGCAUACUACAUUUGGGUUGAACAUAUGCCUAGGUUGAGAUCAGUUCGACGAAAAGGAAGAUUAUCCUGCGUGCAUAAGGUCACGAUUGUGGGCAGCCUAAGGGUGAUGAACCCCCCUGACGAGAGCGGCGCCUUGAGGACGUGGAGGUGAUAGCAGAUCUACAACGAGGUUAUGCGAAAGCAGAUCGUGGAACUCACACAGCGCAUGGCGGUGCGAGAUUUGGAGAAUCACGAGGAGUUAGAUCAGGGCUCUCGGUCUUUGUUUGAGAACCCCUAUCAUUGCAAUCCUCGCGGUCGUGAUUUUUGCGUCCGUGAUGACUAUCGUGGAGGGCUAGGGUUUAAGGUGGAAAUCCCUAGUUUUUCAGGAACCCUGCACACUGAUGAUUUCAUUGAUUGGCUAAACGAGGUGGAUCGGAUCUUCGAGUAUAAGGAGGUUCCGGAUCAUGACAAAGUGAAGCUCGUUGCGAUCAAACUCCAAGGACGAGCCUGCGCAUGGUGGAAACAGAUGCAGCGAUCCCGUGAGAAGAAGGGCAAGCCAAAGGUCAACGAUUGGGAGAAAAUAAGGGAGUUUGCCUACAACAGAUCGAUGAAUAGGACCACUGGACUAAGCCCAUUUCAGGUUGUCUUGGGGCAGAACCCAUCAGGCGUGCUGGACUUAACCCCUAUUCCACGAGUGGGGCACAUUCAUCCAAAAGCUGAGGAGAUGACAGAGCACCUAGUCAGCGUACAUGACCAGAACCCAUCAGGCGUGCUGGACUUAACCCCUAUUCCACGAGUGGGGCACAUUCAUCCAAAAGCUGAGGAGAUGACAGAGCACCUAGUCAGCGUACAUGACCAGAUUCACUCCUCAUCUUUUGCUGAGCAUGUAGUUGUUUUUGCUACACGCAGUGAACUGCACAACAAAGGAAAUUUUGGUUGGGACAAGACUCUUGCUCUUGUGUCAGCUGUCUUUUACUGGCCAAGAGAUGUGACUCAUUUUGUAGAUAGUUGUUAUAACCCAUCAGGCGUGCUGGACUUAACCCCUAUUCCACGAGUGGGGCACAUUCAUCCAAAAGCUGAGGAGAUGACAGAGCACCUAGUCAGCGUACAUGACCAGGUUGUCUUGGGGCAGAACCCAUCAGGCGUGAUGGACUUAACCCCUAUUCCACGAGUGGGGCACAUUCAUCCAAAAGCUGAGGAGAUGACAGAGCACCUAGUCAGCGUACAUGACCAGGUGAUAUGUAAGAUUGAGGAGAGCAAUAAAAAAUAUAAGGCACGAGUGGAAAAACAUCGACGACAAGUUCUGUUUGAUGUCGGUGAUUUUGUUAGGGCUGUGUUAACCAAAGAUCGCUUCCCUGUUGGCGAAUACGAGAAACUCAAGGAGCAAAAGAUUGGACCCUACGAGAUUGUGCAAAUGAUCAAUGAUAAUGUUUAUCGUUUGCGGCUUCCCAGUCACCUAAAAAUGUCUGAUGUUUUCCAUGUGAAGCACCUCACUCCUUGCUUUGCCGACUCGGAAGAAGAUGAUGUGAACUCAAGGGCGAGUUCUCUCCAACCUGGGGAGACUGAUUCGUCAAAGGACCCAAAUGGAGCAACGACAUUGGCACUUGUCUUUCAUGAAAAGCACGACUAGCGCCGGAAGGGAAGAAGUAGCCUUUUAGGGUGUCACGCUAUUGUCGGCAUAACUUUUGCUAGGAGUGUCCAUUUUCAGCGUGCGAGCACUUUCUGGAAAGUUCUCAACGAGACGCACAUGGGCAUGAUCGGUCAAAGACCCAUCGGGA